Messenger RNA from Diversispora eburnea, 147 nucleotides. Lineage: Eukaryota; Fungi; Glomeromycota; Glomeromycetes; Diversisporales; Diversisporaceae. The record is from the annotation of a GenBank genome assembly.
AUGUCAGAGUCUCAAGCUUUAAAUAUAAUAUCUCCUCUUAGAGCAGGUUCUGUCAGUUCACCUUUGAUUUCCUCAAGUUUACCCUCAAGUCUAUAUCCCAAGUCCAUUUUCAAGUUCAAUGGUAAAAAGGACACGGGUUCUCUCUAA